GACUCCAAUGUUGUCCAACUCACCGUUAUUCGCACCUUCCAGAUUCAUCAAAGUCACCGCAUCAAUGAACCCCCAACAACCCGACCCACCUAAAAAACGGGUACUCGUGUGCGGCGGCGGAGUCAUCGGCGUUUGCACAGCCUAUUUCCUCUCCAAAAAAGGCGCCGCCGUGACACUGGUGGAGCAAUCAUCGAUCGCGUGUGCAGCAUCAGGAAAAGCCGGUGGGUUUUUAGCCCUUGAUUGGUGCGACGGUGGGCCCGUGUCUUCACUCGCACGUGCCAGCUUCAAUCUCCAUCGUUCGCUUGCUCAAGAGUUGGAUGGAACAGAAUCCUACGGCUACCGUGCACUCAACACGCUUAGCCUCUCUGUUACUGAAUCGGAAAAGGUGAAACGGGGUCGGAAGUCUAGUGUUCCGGAGUGGAUUGAUGGCCCAGUUAAGAGCCCAAGAACUAUUGGUAUGACGGAGACCACGGCCCAAGUGCACCCGCAUUUGUUUACUCGGAAGUUGAUGGAGAAAGCGGUGGCGGAGUUUGGUGUGGAGGUGGUUACUGGGAAAGUGAAGAGUGUGGAGACGGGUGUAGGGAAGGUAACGGUGUUGGUGGAAGGUGGUGGUGUUUUUGAUGGUGAUGCGGUGGUGUUGGCUCUCGGGCCUUGGAUGAGUAAGUUUGAGUUGUUGUCGUCUUUGAUUCGGGUUCAUGGGCUUAAGGCCCAUAGUUUGGUUUUGGAGCCUAAAGAUGUGGAUGCGAUUUCGGCUGACGCUUUGUUUCUUAGUUAUCUUCCGGCCCACGGUGGACAGCCGAUGGAUCCUGAAAUUUAUCCUCGUCCCACAGGGGAGGUGUACAUAUGUGGAAUGUCUUCCCAAGAAGAGGUUCCGGACGACCCAGAGCAGAUCGAACCGAACCCAGAUUCCAUCAGGGUAUUAAAACGGGUAGCUGGGACGGUCUCAAGCCAUUUAGGGGAAGAAAGUCGGGUGAAAGCCGAGCAGGCAUGUUUCCUGCCUUGCACCGAUGACAAUAUUCCUGUGAUCGGUGAGGUUCCGGGCAUGAAGGGAUGUUAUGUGGCGACUGGGCACAGCUGUUGGGGGAUACUUAACGGGCCUGCCACGGGAGCAGCCAUGGCCGAGCUUGUCAUGGAUGGCUGCUCCACCAUUGUGGAUCUUACUCGGUUUAGUCCAGCUCGAUUUGUUAGAAAAUAAGUUGACACUGAAUGGUGGUGAAUUGCAUUACAAUAAAUGUGUACUUAUCUAAUUUAGUUUGUCUCCUGUAUAUGUUUACUUUCAAAAGUAUUUAACUAAAGUUUAUUAAUUGUAUUUUUGAUAGCCUUUGUAUAAACUUUGGCUAAAUAUGUACAAGGUGAUUGUAUUGUAUGUUGGUCAA
Molecule: messenger RNA, 1376 nt
Organism: Helianthus annuus (common sunflower)
Lineage: Eukaryota; Viridiplantae; Streptophyta; Magnoliopsida; Asterales; Asteraceae
Product: putative oxidoreductase TDA3
Exons: 3
Coding region: 8-1195 (395 amino acids)
Cellular component (GO): cytoplasm
Molecular function (GO): oxidoreductase activity
Source: RefSeq, a predicted model, not a curated record